GCAGGUUUGAAAAUAUGGUUGUGAAUCUCUGUCAGCCACACUUUGAGACAACAGUUCAUUGCAACAAGCUGUGUGCAGAUGGUUACGAUGUAACAAACCUUGUGUCACCUGAUCCUGCUCUUCGGAGGCGGGGCUUUAAACUUGAAUACUUUCUACGUCCACCACUGCAGGUGACAUUAAAGUUCGGCUUCCAGGUGGAGCUGUGCAGGGUGGAUUUGGAGCUGUGGCCAUGGGGAAUGGACCUAGGACAGGCCUGCAAGAAACUGGAGAUCAGCACCACCUCUGAACGGGUUGAGCGAACGGACCACAAGAAGGUGCAGCUGAAGGACCAGGAUGACAAGAACCAACACAAACAUCAAAAGGGUGGAAAUAAAUCUCAGCAGACUAAUGGCCAUCGGUGGACGCAGCUUUCCCAACAGUGGGCUGAGCCUCAACAGACGGGCAGAGCCUUCAAUUGUCAGUCAAACGCUGAAUCCAAUUGUGAGCCAGAGUUUAAGCUGGUAGGUCGUUGUGAAGUUAGGGAAGAAACACAAGUCUGUUUCACUUCUUCACAUUUUCAGCCCCGGGCACCGUUCCGUUCCCCUCCACCUCCAGCACCUGCAGACUGUCGGCAGGUGGAGCUCUGGAGUCGGGGGCUGCCCUCGUUGGGCGCGGUGACACAGCUCCGUGUGACUGUGCCGUACGGGGGUUCGGCAUCAUCUCUGGGUCUCAAAGCUUUGACUGUGUGGGGUCAACCUUCUCGCUUCUGCCCCACAAAAGAAGUGGAGAGGAUCAGAAUAAUCCAUGAGGGCAGUAAAAGACAACUGCAGCGACCUGCUUUUUUUGCACUUUCUGACAGACAAACCACGCGGCCGCCUGAGUCACCGCAAACACCAAGCGUUUCCAUACCAGAAGAUUUCCUUGAUCCACUAACACAGGAAGUGAUGAUGCUGCCCAUGCUGCUUCCCGGUGGGGUGUCGGUGGACACCACCACCUUGGAUGAGUACCAGAAGAGGGAAGCGUCUUGGGGCCGACAGCCUAACGAUCCCUUCACCGGCGUCCCCUUCACUUCCGUAUCCUACCCUCUGCCCAACCCUCAGCUGAAAGGCCGCAUCGACCACUUUCUCCUGCAGACGGGCAUCACGAGGAGGGACGGGGUGGUGGGGAGACAGGACCAAGGAGAGAAUCCACAAGCCUCCAGACUUGUAACCUCCGUCAUACAUGGACAGUCCCAGAAGUGUCCUGGUCUCAUUACAAGUUCAGCAAACUGCUAUCAACUCAGUUCUGAUGGUUCAGUCCAGCAAGAAAGUUCAUUAUCAAAUACUCAGAAUUCCACAUCAGAGGUCCAGUUUCUUUCCACAGAUAAGUUAGACAGAAGAGAACAAAGUCCAGGUGACAUUUCUAAAGAAUCAGACAAACUAUUAACAACCAUAAAUGAGCUGGAACCUCAAACAAAACGACUAAAAAAAGAUUCAGUUUCAGGCCCCAGCUGCAGCUCUCACGAGCAGCGUUUGUCAGCUAGUCUGGACGAGGCCCUCCUCUCCGCCCUGAGGGGCCGGCCCUCCUUCACCGCAAACUUGACCCAUAACAAAGAGGCUGCCUCUGAUCCCGACCCACCCAAGACCCAGCAGUGCCAAAGUUCAGGCCUCCCCGGAACCUCCACAGGUGAGGUGUGCUCGGGGUGUUCCUCUUCAGUCUCCGUUUACUCGACAUCGUCCUCAUCCAUCUACCGUCUGAUCUGCGGUCACCUGUUGUGUCGUACCUGCCUGCAGAAACGAUCAAAACUGCCAAACUCUUCCGUUGCGUCAACACCGGGUCGUGUUUUCUGUCCUACCUGUAAAAGCCCAACCACACGCAGUGACAUCAUGCGUGUGCAUCAUUGACAGAUGAGACGAGACAAGGUGACGCAUUGAAGCAAAGGUGUAUUUGAUUUCAAAUGUUUAAGAAAAACUGAAUGUUGUGAUCCAAGGCUUGUUGUAUAAGUUUGUAUUAUUUUUUCAUUAAAAGCUAAUUGGAAGAAAAUUGAUGCAUGGAUGGAUGGAUGGAUCUAUUAAAGGUGCAUUUUGAGGC
Molecule: messenger RNA, 2049 nt
Organism: Cololabis saira (Pacific saury)
Lineage: Eukaryota; Metazoa; Chordata; Actinopteri; Beloniformes; Belonidae
Gene: ubox5
Product: U-box domain containing 5
Exons: 6
Coding region: 15-1862 (615 amino acids)
Biological process (GO): protein polyubiquitination
Cellular component (GO): nucleus
Molecular function (GO): ubiquitin protein ligase binding; ubiquitin-ubiquitin ligase activity
Source: RefSeq, a predicted model, not a curated record